Chaetura pelagica (chimney swift) is the source of this 1644-nucleotide messenger RNA. It is a transcript of the gene GJA1, whose product is annotated as gap junction protein, alpha 1, 43kDa. The coding region runs from base 249 to 1394 and encodes 381 amino acids. Gene Ontology annotation, cellular component: connexin complex. Gene Ontology annotation, molecular function: transmembrane transporter activity. The transcript has 2 exons. Gene Ontology annotation, biological process: heart development; cell-cell signaling. The record is from RefSeq and is a predicted model, not a curated record. Lineage: Eukaryota; Metazoa; Chordata; Aves; Apodiformes; Apodidae.
CCUCCUCUUCCAGUCACAGGCUUUAAAACUUGUUAAAAGCUCUCCCCGCGUUCCAAGUUAGAAAAAAGUUUUACGAGGUAUCAGCACUUUUCUUUCAAGGCAGGAUGAAAAAUACAAAGCGCUAGACUUUUAAAGUUUAAAUAGACAGGUCUGAGUGCCUGAACGUGCUCUUCCAUUUUACUUUAACCCUCCAAGAAGUAUUCUGAUCCAGUUUCACUGCUGAUCAGCAAGGCCAACAUCCUGUGAAGAUGGGUGAUUGGAGUGCCUUGGGAAAACUUCUUGACAAGGUUCAAGCCUACUCUACUGCAGGAGGGAAAGUAUGGCUGUCUGUCCUCUUUAUUUUCCGAAUCUUGCUGCUGGGGACAGCAGUCGAAUCUGCUUGGGGAGAUGAACAAUCAGCUUUCCGGUGCAACACUCAACAGCCUGGUUGUGAGAACGUCUGCUAUGACAAGUCCUUCCCCAUCUCCCAUGUACGCUUCUGGGUUCUGCAGAUCAUAUUUGUGUCUGUACCUACCCUUUUGUACCUAGCACACGUGUUCUAUGUAAUGAGGAAAGAAGAGAAACUGAACAAAAGAGAAGAAGAGCUCAAGGUGGUUCAAAAUGAUGGUGUGAAUGUGGAUAUGCACCUCAAGCAAAUAGAAAUUAAGAAAUUCAAGUAUGGGAUUGAAGAGCAUGGCAAAGUGAAGAUGCGUGGGGGACUGCUCCGUACUUACAUCAUCAGCAUCUUGUUUAAAUCUGUCUUUGAGGUGGCUUUCUUGCUUAUACAGUGGUACAUUUAUGGGUUUAGCCUGAAUGCCAUCUACACCUGUGAGCGAGACCCGUGCCCGCACAGAGUGGACUGUUUCCUCUCCCGUCCAACUGAGAAAACCAUCUUCAUCCUCUUCAUGCUGGUCGUGUCUCUGGUGUCUCUUGCCUUGAACAUCAUUGAGCUUUUCUACGUGUUCUUCAAGGGUGUCAAGGAUCGUGUGAAAGGGAAAACCGACCCAUACUCCCACAGUGGUGCCAUGAGCCCUUCUAAGGACUGCGGCUCCCCCAAAUACGCUUAUUACAAUGGCUGCUCCUCCCCGACUGCCCCCUUGUCUCCCAUGUCUCCUCCAGGGUACAAGCUCGUUACUGGAGACAGAAACAAUUCCUCCUGUCGUAACUACAAUAAGCAAGCCAGCGAGCAAAACUGGGCCAACUACAGCGCGGAGCAGAACAGAAUGGGGCAGGCUGGCAGCACCAUCUCCAACUCGCACGCCCAGCCCUUCGACUUCUCUGAUGAGCACCAGAACACUAAAAAACUGGCGUCGGGACAUGAGCUGCAACCUCUCACCAUCGUGGACCAGAGACCUCCCAGCAGAGCCAGCAGCCGAGCCAGCAGCAGACCUCGACCUGACGACCUGGAGAUCUAAGCUUCUAGCUGCAAUACUUGUUCAACUAUGAAAUGACAUGCAUUGAAAGAUGCAGUCAGUGCUGAUCUUGUUCCAGUCGAGGUGGUACUUAAGUCUCAAGCAGGAGAUUUUAACAAUCAUAAAAACAAACAAGCAAACAAACUUUUAAAAUACUUGCUGUUUUUGGGGGGGAUGUGGGGUUGGUGUGGGGUGGUACAGUACACAUUGGUAUUUAAUGUAGCUGGUUUAAAGAAUUUAAAUACUAAAAAAA